Anopheles darlingi is the source of this 1001-nucleotide messenger RNA. RefSeq lists its product as uncharacterized. NCBI's taxonomy places the organism in Eukaryota, Metazoa, Arthropoda, Insecta, Diptera, Culicidae. The transcript has 3 exons. The coding region runs from base 11 to 862 and encodes 283 amino acids. The record is from RefSeq and is a predicted model, not a curated record.
CCCGCGGAAAAUGGAACGGAAACUGGUAAUUCAGAGUUUAAAAACCUUUAUCGAAGAGGCAGAAAGUAGGAUCAAUUCCAUUCUGGAGUCGUACGGCUGGACAAAGGAACACAUUCUUCAAACGACCAGCACGAGUCAACGGGUUGCCAACAGUGAGGUAAAGAAUCAUAAAGAAUCCACCGACGAGGAAUUCCUCCCGUCCACUUAUCCUGCCGAUAGUCCAUUUUCGAUCCGUAUGGAUACCAUCAAACAGGCCGAGGCGAUACUGGAAGACUUUUACCAAAAUCCCGCCCUCGAAAUAGGAGUGCCCUUGGAAGAUAUUUGCUCGCGUAAUCCUCCAUCGAACAAUGCCGAGCUGCAGAGAAAUUUUACACGUGAAGAACGAUUAUCGUUGUAUCGGCACGCAGUCGAGAAUACUCGCAAAGUUCCGGAAGUGCAAGACAUCGUGAUAAGCUAUAACAACGGCGACUCUUCCUCGGCUGGUAGGAGUACUGCAACGCUAACAGAGCUAGCAGCUAUUGAACGGGAUGCUCGUCGUCGGAAUCCCAAGCAUCGAGUAGCUAAAAAUCCGCUUACCUAUACAGAAAAAAUCCGCCAAUUAAUUCACCUUCAGUCGGAAACGCUGGCCAAACAUUUUCAGCAAACGAAGCCUGAACCAGCCGCGGAACAUAGCACCAAACGCAGGAAGCAUACGCAUAAAGACCAAUCAGGGUCCAGAUCCGCGGAGAAAGCUAAGAGUAAAAAGAAGGCUAAAAAACGUGACCGAAGCCAAUCUCGGUCCAAGCAAAAGAAGCGAAAACGAUCGCGAUCUAGCUCUUUAGAACGGAAGGCUAAGAAGCACAAAAAGAAACACGACCGAUAGAAGGUCAACUGCACCUUUAUUCUUGGUAUUCGCCGAUGCAAAGGCACGCGUUGGUUCCUCCAAAGCCGAAGGAAUUUUUCAGUGCCACUCGCCUUCGUCCAUCGUCCCAUGGUUCCGACGUUUUAGCCACGAACCGUAG